Poecile atricapillus (Black-capped chickadee) is the source of this 6040-nucleotide messenger RNA. RefSeq names its product SPARC (osteonectin), cwcv and kazal like domains proteoglycan 1 (gene SPOCK1). Gene Ontology annotation, molecular function: calcium ion binding; protein binding. The transcript is spliced from 11 exons. Bases 308 to 1615 code for a protein of 435 amino acids. NCBI's taxonomy places the organism in Eukaryota, Metazoa, Chordata, Aves, Passeriformes, Paridae. The record is from RefSeq and is a predicted model, not a curated record.
GGGCUCGGGACCCGCCACGGGCAGCGGCUCCGCGCGGGCUCCGGCAGACAGACAGACAGACAGACAGACAGACAGACAGACAGACAGACAGACAGACAGAGAGACAGCGGCACCGCCACAGUGCAUACACACUGCUCCACACCGACACGGAGCGCGGCAGCACCGCACAGGGCGCAGCGGAACCGCACACAGCUCAGCGGCACCGCGCAGGGCUCAGCCACAGAGCAUCGCGGCACCGGCAGCAGCAGCAGCAGGAGGACAAGCAGCGCACGGUGCUGGGAGCCCCGGCCGGCCGCACUGCUCGGAGAUGUCGGGGGUGCUGGUGAUCGCUGCCUGGUGCUUCCUGCAAGUGGAAAGCCGGCAUCCUGAAAUCAUCACGAGUAACAGCAAUCAUGGCAAUUUUCUGGACAACGACAAAUGGCUGAGCACCGUUUCACAGUAUGAUAAAGACAAGUACUGGAACAAAUUUCGGGAUGAUGAUUAUUUCAGAAACUGGAAUCCAAACAAGCCAUUUGAUCAAGCCCUUGAUCCAUCCAAAGAUCCCUGCCUGAAGGUGAAGUGCAGCCCACACAAGGUGUGUGUCACCCACGACUACGAGACCGCGAUCUGUGUGAGCCGCAAGCAGCUGGUGCACAGCCUUCGACAGAAGAAAGGCAGCUUGGCGCAGAAGCCCUGGGCUGGAGCAGGCAGCAUGGCCAGGUGCAAGCCCUGCCCCGCGGCUCACGCCAGCGCGGUCUGCGGCUCCGAUGGACACAGCUACAGCAGCAAGUGCAAGAUGGAAUUCCAUGCAUGUACUUCUGGCAAAACCAUCACAGCUCGAUGUGAAGGGCCCUGCCCUUGCCUGCCAGGACCUGAAAGUUUAAAACACAAGAUGGAGAAGACUGCUUGCACAGACAAAGAGCUGAGGAAUCUGGCUUCGAGGCUAAAAGACUGGUUCGGUGCCCUUCACGAGGAUGCGAAUCGUGUCAUCAAACCCACGAGCUCGGAGACGGCACAAGGCAGAUUUGACACCAGCAUCCUACCAAUCUGUAAGGACUCCUUAGGCUGGAUGUUCAACAAACUUGACAUGAACUAUGACCUGCUGCUGGAUCCCUCGGAGAUCAGUGCCAUUUAUCUGGAUAAGUACGAGCCGUGUGUCAAGCCACUCUUCAACUCCUGCGAUUCCUUCAAAGACGGGAAGCUUUCCAACAACGAGUGGUGCUAUUGCUUCCAGAAGCCAGGCGGUCUUCCUUGCCAGAAUGAAAUGAAUAGAAUUCAAAAGCUAAGUAGAGGGAAGAGUCUGUUGGGUGCUUUCAUCCCCCGGUGCAAUGAGGAAGGUUAUUACAAAGCCACGCAGUGCCAUGGCAGCACGGGGCAGUGCUGGUGUGUUGAUAAGUAUGGGAAUGAGAUAGCUGGCUCCAGAAAGCAAGGCACAGUCAGCUGUGAAGAAGAGCAAGAAACUUCAGGGGAUUUUGGCAGUGGUGGAUCUGUUGUAUUGUUGGAUGACUUGGAAGAGGAACCUGAAGCAACAAAAAAAGACAAAGAAGGAAAACUGAAGAUUCAUGUAAGAGCAGCUAAUGAAGAUGAUGAAGAUGAAGAUGAUGAUAAGGAUGAUGAAAUUGGUUAUAUAUGGUAGUGCCCAUCAUAAUGAGGACUCACGUUUUGCACAAUAUUGCAACUCACAUAAUAUCUCUGCAAUUGUAUCUGAGAGUACCUGGCACAAAUAUUCCCUCUACCGAGUUUAAUUUUGUAUAGUCAAUUUAAUUUGGAUGACAACUUUUUUUUCCAGCAAGGACUGUUUGGGAUACAGCUUUUGUUCAGUUGGUUUGGGGGAUUUUUUUUCUGUCCACAGGGGCAGUGAGUUUAGUUUCAAACCCAUUUUGUAUCUUAAUUAAUCCUCACUUGCACCACUUACGAAAUCCUGUGAAAGAAUCCUGGAAGAGUCUCAAAAAAAAAAAAAAUACAAAGGCUUAGAAGCCCCUCUCACAUCAGAGAACUUGUGUCAUUAAUUGUUACUUGGAUCAUAUCAGAAAAAGCUUUUUUUUUUCAUGAAGAAGGAAAAGUAGGUGCCUCAUUUUCUAGUCCACAUUUAUAAUGUCCCAGUGAAGAGUAAGUCUCUUUGGACAGUGGCUGCCCAGUACCAGGGCUUUAAUCCAGAAGAAAACCCAUGGGCAGGACUUUCCCUUCCUUCCAUUCUCUGAGAAUGAGUCCAGCAGGCUUAGUCCAGCUCACACUGAAGGCAAAACUCCCACCAUGGCACAGGUCAGCUCACUGACACUCUUUAUUUGAUAAAAGAACAUGCCCUUGAUCUUAAAAAAUGCUGAGAACCUGCAGCUGUCCUGGACCAAGCCCUAAGGCAGGGGACAGAGUCCAUCUGCCUUUCAGAGUGUUUAAGGGAAGAGUAUUUUGUGAAUUUGUAGCAUCAUAACCACCCCCAGAGCUGUUCCUCAGCUGCUGUCUGAGCUCAUUUGCACGGGGAGGGUAUCAAAGAACACACAGGCAGCCUCUGCUUCCAGCUGCACACCACAGACCUGUCUGGUCUCCAUUCAGCAACCCUCCUUCCAAAGCUGGAAUGCUGUCAAAGACAUGAACCCAAAAGUAACUGUCACUGAUUUAAUGUAAAGAUACCUGUUUAAAACAGCAGCUUUAGGUGGUGGUAUUUCAGAAGCAUAACCCCUUGGCUCAGUGUGAUGCUGCACACUUGUAAACACACUGCUAAAAAAGAAUAGUAUUAAAAUCCAAUCUGUGAUUCCCUCAAUACCUCCCAUAUAUUCAAAGCUCUUGUAUCAGAGCAUAUUGACAUUACAUUAUUUGCAGUGUCCUUUCCCAUGGCAGUUCUCAGUAAUGUGCUGUGGUGACCUUUUAUUAUUUUUGCUGUUUUGUGAAGCAGUAAGAGGAACCUUAAUCCCACUCUUGCAUUAGGACGCAGGUGUGAGUAUUUUAGCAGUGCUUGUGGUUGGCCAGUGAGUUAUUUUACAGAAUGAAAAACAUGUUUUUAUAACAAAAACUAAUUAGAUUUUUUUUUCUGAGUUGUAGUGGAUAUAGAGGUGGAGACAGCAUCAAGUCACAACAUGGUUGACCACACAGUCAUUUGAAAGCUGGAAAAUACCACAGAGAUUGGCAGAAGUCAUUUUGUUAGAUACAUUGGCCUGGGGAUGUUGGCUCUCAGCCCUCUCCAAAGCCAGUGCCUGCCUGGCAGUCCUCUGGGUAGGACCUCUGCUUUCAGACAUGAUCAGAAAUGGAAUUCCUUUCAGGUACCAUGUGCUGCAGGGGCUCUCCUGUUUUCUCCUCUUUUAUUUCCUUUUUAUCCAGAUCAAUGACCUGAGAACAAAGAGCAAGCCUGCAUAAUCAUUAUUAAUGCAGAAGGAUGUGUAAAACCAUGGGGAAUUUGUUGUUUCACGCCCCUGCAUCCUCCCAAAAAUCUGCCAUCACAGUCACUUGCAAAAGGCCUGCAAUCUGCCCUGCCUCAAAUAAAUCCCUUUGGUUUUCCCAUAGCUUUAGAAAAAUAUAUUUAAUAGUCAUUUUCCAUGAGCUGCACUGCACACAGAGACACACACACAUACACACUUUUUCUAUUUGCCUUUCACAAAAAUCCUGCCAACUUGCAGAAGGAGCAGAUAAUCCAGCAUUUCUGUCUCCUUAAAUAGGAUUUUGUGGGAAGCAAUUGAACAUCAUCAGUAGGUUCCUUCUCAAACGUCCUGUCUAGUUUGCCUCUGGUGUUUUCUUAAUUAACCCCACACUCUCUGGCUCUGCUGUCCUGUGCAAGACCUGCUUGCGGCACAGAGCUGCCAUUUCAUUCUGACAUAAAUCUGAGCUCCACAAUCAGCAGAUUAUGCUUAUCCUCCUGACUGGACUCAUUCUCCACACAGAGCUAGGUGGUUUUUGGCAGUCCUGUGUCCCUCCACAAUGGCUUAUCCUGGGCUAUGCCUUACAUCAAAGGUCACAGAGCAAAUCCCUUCUCCUGCCCUGCACCUCCCCAGGGUGAAGUCUGUGAAUCCAAGCCCUUGCAGGCAGUACCUGAGGCUGCAGGGGGCUGUCACAUGUAAACAUGCAAGAUGGUUAAAUCAAAGUUGUUAAAUAAGCCUUUAAAAGUGAAUGUGAACACCUUUGAGUUUACAUGAACAGACAUGGCAGCAGCACCCACUGGUGGUCUCCUGGCUGUGAUCUUUCACAUGGGGUUUGUAUCUGUCCCAGACUCACCAGCUCAAACAUGGGAUGGUUCCCAGUGAAACAGCUCCAUGCCCAGCACAGUCUGGUGAGAGGGCAGGUGCCUUGGGUGGCUCAGCACAUCUCCCUGUGCUCAGAAACACACACACACACACACACCCAGUUGUUCUAAGCCUGCUGGCCUGGAUCCAGGCAGCCUCUCCCCUCCUGGUGACCACUCAGUCGCCUGUUUGACUCGUCCAAGUGUUCUUCUGACUCAGCCAGCAUGGGAAAUGUGACGUUUUAUGGGCUGGGAAGCUGGGGGGGCUGCAGGGCAGCAGUGCCCAAUCCCAGGGGUCCCAGCCAGGCAGGGGCAGGGCACACAGGCUGCCGUGCUUGGAAGGGCAGCACAGACUCUGGACUGCUUUGAGAGCAAGUUCCCAAAUCCUGCAAAGCCGUUUAACAAAGCCCUUUUGAGAUCCACUGGCAUCUUCCCAUGGUGCGGGAUCUGUAGCCUAUAAAUACACAUAUGUGUAUAUAUAUAUAUAUAUAUAUAUAUAUAUAUAUAUAUAUAUAUAUAUAUGUGUGUGUGUGUGUAUAUAAAUAUAUAUAUACACACACAUAUAUAUCUGUGUGACUGUAUAACUGCAUUUAUGCACAAAUAUGUGUGUGCAUAUGUAUGUGUGUGUCUACACAUACAGUUUGGUGAGAUGCAUUAAGAAAACUUUAUAUUUAAUGAAAUAGUGAUAAAGAAACCAGCGAUUCUACCAAGAACCAGUGCUCUUCCAGAUCAAGCCCCUUCCAUUCUUCAUGCCUUGUAAAGGGUUUAAUUUGCUUCCAACUUAAUUUAAUUCAAUUCCAUUAUUUUUCUCUUUCCUUUUUUUUUUUUUUGUACAAAUCAGGACUGACUUCCCAUCUGAAUCAAGUCAUUGACCUUCCAAACAUUUUUUUCAUUGUGAAAAAUGGAAUCUGAGUUGUCCCAUUCUUUUAGACACAAACCAAAUGGAAUCAGAGUUGUCCCAUUCUUUUAGAAACACAAACCAAUUUUUAAUCUCAUUUUCUUUUCAUAUUACAGUCUAUGAGAUACUGAUAGGCAUUGCUUUAAUGUUUCUUUGAACUACUGUAGUUAAAUCAAAAUGUUGAGUUCAGAUUUUAGCACAGCCAGGUUUUUUGGGUCAUUACUGGCCUUUGCUAUGAACACAAAGAAUCCUCUUUAUUUUCUUUGCCUUUUUUUUUAAGCUAUUCUGUACUAUUAUUUUAAACCAUUUGAAGUGUUUAUUUAAUAUUUAUUCUACAGUUUAUAUUGAAAAUGUAAAGUUUAUAUUUAAAACAACACUGUUUGUUAGUGAAUGCUUCUCUUUGCCUCUCCAGCCUAGUCUGUUAGUCUCAGUGUACAUUUCUGGCAUGGGAAUAUUUUGAUAUUAGGAGUUUUGUAGCCUUUUCUCCCUCAAGCAGCAACUGAUGUAGAUCUAAGGUCACCACCUGACCCAGACCACCAGGUCGCUCAAGCUUCGCUUCCUCCAUUUGUUGUCUUCUCUCGCAGUCCCUCCUGUAUCCCAUCCUUUCAUCCACAGACUGCUUUGUACAGUUACUACACAUCAAAAAGCCCUUUCUACAGUAGGUGGGUUUUGGUCUUUUUAUACUUUUCUCAAUGCUGUUGAUGUCUGUUACUGUUCAAUGUGUAGAUCUGUAAGGAGAGAUCCAAAUAUUCUGUGUUUCAGUUCGAUGUCCCUACUGUAGAUGGAUGUAGACUAUCAUAGUAAGUAGAACUGCAUAGUAAAUUCUGGAUGCUUUUUCCAUAAGGAGUUAAGUGGAAUGUGAGCAUUUUGCUACCUUUGGUUGACUGUAAAUGCUUAACUGUAGUCUGAAAUAGUUGCAUUUUUGUCUGUCUCAAUAAAUUUUAAUUUGUCUGCGA